This is a messenger RNA of Tachyglossus aculeatus (Australian echidna), 4466 nucleotides long. RefSeq names its product WIZ zinc finger (gene WIZ). Gene Ontology annotation, biological process: regulation of transcription by RNA polymerase II. The record is from RefSeq and is a predicted model, not a curated record. Lineage: Eukaryota; Metazoa; Chordata; Mammalia; Monotremata; Tachyglossidae. Gene Ontology annotation, molecular function: RNA polymerase II cis-regulatory region sequence-specific DNA binding; DNA-binding transcription factor activity, RNA polymerase II-specific. Gene Ontology annotation, cellular component: nucleus.
AUGGCCGCCUCCACCGCCCAGUGCCGCCUGACAAAAGCGGAGGGCAGGGCGGUGGCGGUGGCGGGGCCGCGGGGGGGGGGCCGGGACCGCUCGGCCGGGGGGGGGCCGCCCCCGUCACCCGCGCUGCUGCUGCCGCCGCCGCCGCCGCCGCCGCCGCCGCCGCCGGACGAACCCGAUCCGGGGGCCGCGCCGGUCCUGGGCUCCGAGGAGGAGGAGGAGGAGGAAGAGGAAGAAGAGGAGGAGAUGGUGGCUGUGGAACUGGGCUCCCCUCCUCUGUCCAAGAAGAGCCUCCCUCCCGGGCAGCUGGAACAAGCACCGAGUAGGUUGGACAGCAAGAUGUCUCCAGAGCCUCCCCAUGGGAGCAAACAGGAACUGCCAGACCUCAAGACCCAGAACCUGACAACGUGCGAGGUUUGCGGCGCCUGCUUCGAGACCCGUAAAGGCCUCUCCAGCCAUGCCCGCUCCCACCUGCGGCAGCUGGGGGUGGCCGAGUCGGAGAGCAGCGGUGCCCCCAUUGAUCUGCUUUAUGAGCUGAUGAAGCAGAAGGGCAAGCCUGACAGCAGCCCCCUCCCCCCACCCCUUGCUAAGAAGUCCAGCUCCCCCAAGGAAGCUGGGGCCGGUUCCCCCCGCUCGGCCCUGCUGACCCUCAACAAAGUGGGCGACAGGCCCCCCGAUGCCCCCGUCAACAAGGCCAUCAAGUCACCCCCGGGCUUCUCUUCCAAGGGCCUGCCGCACCCGCCAGGCUCUCCCCUCCUCAAGAAGGUGCCGUCUGCCCUGCCGGGAUCGCCACCACCCAAGAACCCCGAAGACAAGAGCCCCAAGCUGCCUCUCAGCCCCCUGCCUGGCUCCCCCAAGGCACAGUGGCCCCAGCAUGAAGAGGAAGGGCCCCUAAAUCUCACUUUAGAUAGUGACUCGGGCAGAGAGCUUGACUGCCAGUUGUGUGGGGCCUGGUUUGAGACCAGAAAGGGCCUGUCCAGUCACGCCAGAGCCCACCUGCGUCACCUGGGGGUGAGCGACCCGGACGCCAAGGGAUCCCCCAUUGACGUGCUCCACGAGCUCAUCAAGAGCGACGGCUUCCAGACCCGCCUACCGGCCGAGCGGGAGGCGCUGGGGGAGCCGGGGCGGCCUGGCCCUUCCGCCUUGAGGCCCCCCACCACGGCCCUCUCACCGCUCUCCCCUCCGCCUGCCAAGAAGCCCAAGCCGAGGGCGUCGGGCGAGGCCGGCCUGCCGGGGAAGCAGGCUCUCUCUGCCAGCAUGUUCUGGGCCUCAGACAUGGAGCUGUCUCCUCUCAACCUCUCCUCGGGCCCAGAGCCGGUGAGGGACAUCCGCUGUGAGUUCUGCGGGGAGUUCUUUGAGAACCGCAAGGGCCUGUCGAGCCACGCACGCUCGCACCUGCGGCAGAUGGGGGUGACAGAGUGGUACGUCAACGGCUCCCCCAUCGACACCCUGCGGGAGAUCCUGAAGCGCCGGGCCCAGCCGCGGGGCGGGACUGCCCCCAACCCAUCCAUGAUGGGCCCCAAAGCCAUGGCCAAGGCCGUGGGAGGGGGCCCUGGCCCCCUAGAGGCUCGCAGCCCCUCGGAGUUGCAUGUCCCCGCCCUCCCCAAGAAGCUACAGCCGCCUGGUAGCCCCUUGGGCCACUCGCCGGCCACCUCCCCGCCCCCCACGGCCCGGAAGAUGUUCCCGGGGCUGCCGCCAUCCUCUCUCCAGAAGAAGUUGAAGCCCGACCAGAUGCGGGUGGAGAUCAAGCGGGAGAUGCUGGCGGGGAGCCUGCACGGCGAGCCCCACCCAUCUGACCGGCCCUGGUCCCCCCGCGAGGAGAUGUCCCCCCUGAACCUAUCCUCCCGGGCAGAGCCGGUGCGGGAUAUCCGCUGCGAGUUCUGCGGGGAGUUCUUUGAGAACCGCAAGGGCCUGUCGAGCCACGCGCGUUCCCACCUGCGGCAGAUGGGGGUGACUGAGUGGUCGGUCAACGGCUCCCCCAUAGACACCCUGCGGGAGAUCCUGAAGAAGAAGGCGGCUAAGCCCUGCCUCAUCAAGAAGGAGCCCAACACAGGCGAGCUGCCUCCGUCCUUGGGGGAGGAUGGGCCCAAAUCCCCGGGGAAGGUGCUGCAAGCCCUACCCCUGGCCCCAAUUGGGGGCCGACCGGGCAAGCCUGGGCCCGGCUCAACCAACAUUCCCCGCGAGCUGGCCCUUUCGCCCCUCUCCACCAAGCCCUCUGCCAGCUUCCUUACCCCUCUGGCAGCCAAGCGGCCCCUGCAGGAGGACCGGCUUCUCCCUGGGGAGAUGAAGCCCAAGGCAUACAUCCAGACGGAGCUGCCCUUCAAGACCAAGACCGUGCACGAGAAGAGUUCCCACACCUCCAGCGAGGCUUGCUGCGAGCUGUGUGGCCUCUACUUCGAGAACCGCAAGGCGCUUGCCAGUCACGCCCGGGCCCACCUGCGGCAGUUCGGGGUGACGGAGUGGUGUGUCAAUGGCUCCCCCAUCGAGACCCUGAGCGAGUGGAUCAAGCACCGGCCCCAGAAGGCUGGGGCCUAUCGCAGCUACAUCCAGGGGGGGCGGCCUUUCACCAAGAAGUUCCGUAACUCGGCCCACGGGCGUGACGGGGACAAACGGGGACCCCUAACGCUUUCCCCCGGGGGUCUGACCCUGGUGAGCAAGAGUCUGGGGGGCGAGCUAGGGUCCGGGGAGGCCAGUCGGGCCGGGGACGGCAGCGAGCGGCCCCUGGCAUCCUCGCCUCUGGCCCUGGUGAAGGUGGAGGAGCACCAGCGGCAGAAUAUCAAUAAGUUUGAGCGCAGGCAAGCCCGGCUGUUGGACGCCCCCACCUCCCGGGGAGAGGAGGCCAGUGACUUCCAGCAGAAGCUAGAAGAGGUGCGCCAGCCUCCGCCCAGAGUGAGGCCCGUCCCCUCUCUGGUUCCCAAGCCCCCCCAGACGUCGUUGGUGAAGUUCGUGGGCAAUAUCUACACCCUGAAGUGCAGGUUCUGUGACGUGGAGUUUCAGGGCCCGCUGUCGAUCCAAGAGGAGUGGGUCAGACACCUCCAGCGACACAUCCUGGAAAUGAAUUUCUCCAAAGCGGACCCCCGACCAGAUGAGCCCGAGGCCCCUGAGGCACAGACGGUGACCGAGGCUCAGUAACGGGCGGGCAAGGCGUUGAGAAGCAUUCCAGAGCCCCACCCUUGUUCCCUCUUCCUCCUUCCCCACCCCCCACUCCCACCAAUUUCUCGUCUUUCCUUCUCCCCCCGCUCCAUCCUCCUCUCCCAUUCUGUUUCCAAAGGAGCAAGCCACAACUUUGACACUUGGGCCCUGGCUAGGCCCCCAGAACCCCAAACUUGAACACUACAGAUGAAUUGCCUCCCCAACUGAGGGGAUGCGGGUUGUCCCCAACCGUCACCUCGUCCCUCCUCUUCCUGCCAUGGAGCCCGCUCUGCAAAUGCAAUGCAAGUGAACGUUUUUCCCCGUCAAGCUGGGACAAGCUCCCACACAUGAGGACCGGGGGCUUGCCUGACCUGGGAGAAAGGGAGGCCCGCUCCUCCCCGUGGCCAAACUGCUAAAGGAGCUGCAAGGGGGCAUGGAAGACGGUUACUCCACAGGAGCCCCGCAAAGGCUGUGGAACGUGGGAGUUUCCCCAGUGGUGACCCAUGGGGAUUGUUUAAAGGACCCGGGCGCUCCUGUCUAUUCACUGACUCAGACUGGUGGGUUGGUUGGUUGACAUCUGGCUCCUGUUUUGACCACACAUUGUGGUUGCAUGAUGAUCCUCCCUGCCCCGCUUCCUCCCCUUUCUCCCGUCCCCCACCCCACCCCCAGAUCCUCCCAACCUCCCCAUUCUUCCUCACUCCUGGCAACAUCUUGUAUAAUGCCAGACCCGGCCCUCUCCUUCCUCUCCUCCAAUCAAGAAACUCUUCACCACUCUCCCAUGGUGCUUGCUCGCUCAACGGGGCCCAUUGCUGGAUCAGCCAGUGCCCCAGGAGAGCUGGCCUUCAGAGUUCACAAGCCAGGGAGGCCCACCGAUCCCCACCUUACCACGGAAAUCCAAGUGGGCUUCCAGAGGCUCGGGUACCUCAGAGGGACUUCCCUGAUCAGGGAAGAUCUCAGAGCUGACAGCUUUCUCCUGCCAAGUCAUAUAUAUCCCCAAAGAGCAGGGGAAGGGGGGACUUUGGAGUCCGGGGGCCGGGAUGGUGGGGGAGCGGACGACUUUUUUUUUUUUUUCUUCCUCCCUUUACCCCCACCCAACCUCACCCUGAUUCACUUUGCUUUUUAUGUAUAGCUUCCUAGACCUUCCAGUUUUUUAAACUCUAGAUUUGUGUAGAAAUUAAGAUGCAUUGAUUUUUAUUUUGGAGUCCUGGGCCAAGUAAAGCCGGAGGCAUUUGACCUUUUAACUUUUUCAGUGAUCAGUGGCCAGAUUCUGGUUUAUUAAUAUACCUAGAAUUAUGUAAAUUAGAUUAAAGUUCUCUUCUGAAAGCACCGCGGGGUAA